Messenger RNA from Trichechus manatus latirostris (Florida manatee), 7003 nucleotides. It is a transcript of the gene MYO9B, whose product is annotated as myosin IXB. The transcript is spliced from 39 exons. NCBI's taxonomy places the organism in Eukaryota, Metazoa, Chordata, Mammalia, Sirenia, Trichechidae. Gene Ontology annotation, molecular function: GTPase activator activity; actin filament binding; microfilament motor activity. Gene Ontology annotation, cellular component: ruffle; myosin complex; lamellipodium. Gene Ontology annotation, biological process: intracellular signal transduction; actin filament-based movement; lamellipodium morphogenesis. Bases 62 to 6019 code for a protein of 1985 amino acids. The record is from RefSeq and is a predicted model, not a curated record.
GACGCUCACCCUGAGCCCUGAGGCAUGCGGAGCCCGGGCCGGCGGCGGCAGCAGCAGCAGGAUGAGUGCCAGCGAGGCGGGCAGCCGGGCCAGCCCCGAGCAGGCAGCCUACCACCUGCACAUCUACCCGCAGCUGUCUGCCGAGAGCCAGGCCUCCUGCCGCGUGACAGCCACCAAGGAUACCACCACGUCCGACGUCAUCCGCGAUGCCAUCGCCAUCUUGCGCCUGGACGGCUCCAAGCGCUACGUACUGGUGGAGGUGAAGGAGUCGGGUGGCGAGGAGUGGGUGCUGGAUGCCAAUGACUCACCUGUGCACCGUGUACUGCUGUGGCCACGCCGCGCCCAGGAUGAGCACCCGCGCUGUGAUGGCUACUACUUCCUGCUGCAGGAGCGCAAUGCUGACGGCACCAUCAAGUACCUGCACAUGCAGCUGGUGGCACAGACGGCAGCUGCCCGGCGCCUGGCACAGCGCGGCUUCCUGCCCUGGCAGCAGGCCGACUUUGACGACCUGUGCGACCUGCCUGAGCUGACCGAGGCUAACCUGCUGCGCAACCUCAAGCGGCGCUUCCUGCAGCAGAAGAUCUACACCUACGCCGGCAGCAUCCUCGUGGCCAUCAACCCCUUUAAGUUCCUGCCCAUCUACAACCCCAAGUACGUGAAGAUGUACGAGAACCAGCAGCUAGGCCGGCUGGAGCCCCACAUCUUCGCUAUCGCUGAUGCGGCCUACCAUGCCAUGCUGCGCAAGCACCUCAACCAGUGCAUCGUCAUCUCGGGCGAGAGCGGCUCGGGCAAGACGCAGAGCACCAACUUCCUCAUCCACUGCCUCACCGCGCUCAGCCAGAAGGGCUACGCCUGCGGCGUUGAGCGCACCAUCCUGGGUGCUGGGCCUGUGCUUGAGGCUUUCGGCAAUGCCAAGACAGCCCACAACAACAACUCCAGCCGCUUUGGGAAGUUCAUCCAAGUCAACUACCUGGAGAGCGGUAUUGUGCGUGGAGCUGUUGUCGAAAAAUAUCUGCUAGAAAAAUCUCGUCUCGUCUCCCAAGAGAAGGACGAGAGGAACUACCACGUGUUCUAUUACUUGUUGCUCGGGGUCAGCGAGGAAGAACGCCAGGAAUUCCAGUUCAGGCAACCAGAAGAUUACUUCUACCUCAACCAGCACAACUUGAAGAUUGAGGACGGGGAGGACCUGAAGCAUGACUUUGAGAGGCUCAAGCAGGCCAUGGAGAUGGUGGGCUUCCUGCCGGCCACCAAGAAACAGAUUUUCUCCGUCCUCUCAGCCAUCCUGUACCUGGGCAACGUCAUCUACAAGAAGAAGGCCACGGGCCGCGAUGAAGGGCUGGAGGUCGGGCCCCCAGAGGUGCUGGAUACGCUCUCCCAGCUCCUCAAGGUGAAGCGAGAGAUCCUAGUGGAGGUCCUCACCAAGAGAAAAACGGUGACUGUCAAUGACAAGCUCAUCCUGCCCUACAGUUUCAGCGAGGCAAUAACUGCCCGUGACUCCAUGGCCAAGUCUCUGUAUAGCGCCCUGUUUGACUGGAUCGUGCUACGGAUCAACCACGCCCUCCUCAACAAGAAGGACAUGGAGGAGUCUGUGUCGUGCCUCUCCAUUGGGGUACUCGACAUCUUCGGCUUUGAAGACUUCGAGAGGAACAGCUUUGAACAGUUCUGCAUCAACUACGCCAAUGAGCAGCUUCAGUAUUACUUUAAUCAGCACAUUUUCAAACUGGAGCAGGAGGAGUACCAGAGCGAAGGCAUCACUUGGCACAACAUUGACUACACAGACAAUGUGGGCUGUAUUCACCUCAUCAGCAGGAAGCCCACUGGCCUCUUCUACCUGCUGGACGAGGAGAGCAGCUUCCCCCAUGCCACGAGCCAGACCCUGCUGGCCAAGUUCAAGCAGCAGUACGAGGACAACAAGUACUUCCUGGGCACGCCUGUAAUGGAGCCUGCCUUCAUCAUCCAGCACUUCGCAGGGAGGGUCAAGUACCAGAUCAAGGACUUCCGGGAGAAGAACAUGGACUACAUGCGGCCUGACAUCGUGGCUCUCCUGCGAGGCAGUGAUAGCUCCUAUGUACGCGAGCUCAUUGGCAUGGACCCCGUGGCCGUGUUCCGCUGGGCCGUGCUGCGGGCCGCCGUGCAUGCUAUGGCUGUGCUGCGGGAGGCUGGACGGCUGCGGGCUGAGAGGGCCGAGAAGGCUGCAGGUACAGAUGGCUCUGGCAUCCGAAAUCACCCAGGAGAGCCUCAGAGAACAGCCAGCACCGCAUCGGAAAAACUGUACCGAGACUUGCAUGACCAAAUCAUCAGGACCAUCAAGGGGCUGCCCUGGCAGGGCGAGGACCCCCGGCGGCUUCUCCAGUCCCUCAGCCGGCUCCAGAAACCCCCAGCCUUCAUCCUGAAAAGUAAAGGUAUCAAACAAAAGCAGAUCAUUCCCAAGAACCUAUUGGACUCCAAGUCCCUGAAGCUCAUCAUUAGCAUGACCCUGCAUGACCGUACCACCAAAUCGCUCCUGCACCUGCACAAGAAGAAGAAGCCACCCAGCAUCAGCGCACAGUUCCAGACAUCCCUUAACAAGCUCCUGGAAGCACUGGGCAAGGCAGAGCCCUUCUUCAUCCGCUGCAUCCGCUCUAACGCUGAGAAGAAGGAGCUGUGCUUCGACGAGGAGCUGGUGCUGCAGCAGCUGCGCUACACGGGCAUGCUGGAGACUGUGCGCAUCCGGAGGUCGGGCUACAGCGCCAAGUACACCUUCCAGGACUUCACGGAGCAGUUCCAGGUGCUUUUGCCCAAGAAUGCCCUACCCUGCAGGGAGGUCAUCUCCACGCUGCUAGAGAAGAUGGCCGUGGACAAAAAGAACUACCAGAUCGGGAAAACCAAGGUGUUCCUGAAAGAGCUGGAACGGCAGGCCCUACAGGAGACGCUGCACAGGGAAGUCAUGCGCAAGAUCCUGCUGCUGCAGAGCUGGUUCCGGAUGGUUCUGGAACGCCGGCACUUCCUACAGAUGAAACGGGCAGCCGUCACCAUCCAAGCCUGCUGGCGUUCCUACCGAGUCCGGCGGGCGUUGGAGAGGACACAGGCAGCCGUGUUCCUUCAGGCCGCAUGGAGGGGCUACUUGCAGCGGAGGGCCUACCGGCACCGGAGACAGAGCAUCAUCCGCCUGCAGAGCCUCUGCCGGGGCCACCUGCAGCGCAAAAGCUUCAGCCAGAUGGUCUUGGAGAAGCGGAAGGCAGAAGAAAAGGAAAGAGAGGCACAGCUUGCCGCAGGGGAAGCCACUGAGGAGGCCAGUGGGGAGCAGGAGCUUGGGCACAUGCCGUCUGAGGUCCCUGAGCCCCUGGCCAUGUCGGAGCCUGAGCCACAGCCCAGUGAUGGGCCCCCCACAGUGAUCUCCCACCCAGAGACAGAGACCCCAAUUCCAGAGAAGCCCACCCCUUCCCAGAAACUGCCAGCUGAAAAUCACGAGAAAGCCCCCAGCAGCCGCGAGAAGCGCGAGUCGAGACGGCAGAGGGGCCUGGAGCAUGUGAAAUUCCAGAACAAGCACAUCCAGUCCUAUAAGGAAGAGAGUGCUCUCCGAGAAGCUUCCGGAAGGGCAGGCCCAGAGCAAGAGGAAAACCUUCUGGAAGACCAGAAGGACAGCAGGGAAGAGGGUACCCCCUUGAAUGCACAACUGGAGGCUGAACCCAUAUCCCCUGCAAAGCAGCCCCUGGACAUUUCACAGGCUGUAGCAACCAGUGAGACCCCUGUGGACGCCCAGGAGGGGAGCCCAAGGCCUGACCGCACAGAGCGGCCCAGUAGCCUGGCCCUGGACAGCAGAGCUGGUGCCCCAGAGACCCCCAAGGACCGGAGCAGGCCAGACGCCAGCCCCCGGGACCAGCCUGACAGCCCUAGCACCUCAGCCCAGAUCCAGCGGUACCGCGAGGCCGACUUGGAUCGGCUGGCCAGUGCCGUGGAGCUGUGGCGCGGCAAGAAUCUCAUGAACACCAGGCCCUGCGCCAUGCUGAGCCAGUCGCUGGACCUCAGCGAGCACCGCCGGGAUGCCCUCACGCCCACAGAAGAGAGACGCAUCUCCUUAUCCACAAGUGACGUCUCCGGCCUCCUCCCAUCUCCAGCCAAGACCCAGUCCUUGUCAGAAACAGUGGACGGGGAGCCCAGCUCUAAGAAGCCAGUGGUCCAGAAGAAAAAGUCGGGUGACUCGGCCUCCAUCACAGACGCGAGGCUGUACCCUAGUCCCCAGGCCGACUCCAAGUCUGCGUUCAAGAGGCUCUUCCUGUAUAAGAACAAGGAUAAGAAGUAUAGUCUGGAGGGUGUGGAGGAGGUGGAGAACACAGGAUCUGGGCCCGCUGUACUGGAAGCUGCCACUUCGAAGAAGAGUCUAGAAGCCCCCUCCAGCUCCCAGCACCGCCACCCGGCAGGAGAGAAGCCCGCCAAAGAGCCAGGAGGCAAAGGGAAGAAGAACCGAAACCUCAAGAUCGGCAAAAUCACGGUGUCUGAGAAGUGGCGGGAGUCGGUGUUCCGCCAGAUCACUAACGCCAAUGAGCUCAAGUACCUGGAUGAGUUCCUGCUCAACAAGAUCAACGACCUACGCUCCCAGAAGACCCCCAUUGAAAGCUUGUUCAUUGAGGCAACCGAGAAGUUCCGCAGCAACCUCAAAACCAUGUACUCCGUGCCGAACGGGAAGAUCCACGUGGGUUACAAGGACCUGAUGGAGAACUACCAGAUAGUGGUGAGCAACAUGGCGGACGAGCGCGGCGAGAAGGACACCAACCCAGUGCUCAACCUCUUCCAGACCCUGCUGGACGAGUUCACCCGCGGGCACUCCAAGAGCGACUUUGAGGCCCCUAAGCAGAGCAAGUCUCAGAAGAAGCGGAAGCAGGAGCGUGCUGUGCAGCAGCACAACGGGCAUGUGUUCGCCAGCUACCAGGUGAGCAUCCCCCAGUCGUGCGAGCAUUGCCUCUCCUACAUCUGGCUCAUGGACAAGGCUCUGCUGUGCACCGCGUGCAAGAUGACCUGCCACAAGAAGUGUGGGUACAAGAUCCAGACCUACUGCUACUACACGUGCAGGCAGGAGGUGGAGCCAGGCGCAGAACCGGGCCACUUCGGCGUGUGCGUAGACAGCCUGACCAGCGACAAGGUCUCGGUGCCCGUCGUGCUGGAGAAACUUCUGGAACAUGUGGAGAUGCACGGCCUGUACACUGAGGGCCUCUACCGCAAGUCGGGCGCCGCCAACCGCACACGGGAGCUACGACAGGCGCUGCAGACAGACCCCGUGGCGGUCAAGCUGGAGAACUACCCCAUUCACGCUAUCACGGGAGUCCUGAAACAAUGGCUACGUGAGCUGCCUGAGCCCCUCAUGACUUUUGCCCAGUAUAACGACUUCCUCCAUGCUGUUGAGCUGCCUGAGCGACAGGAGCAGCUGGCUGCCAUCUACGCUGUCCUGGACCACCUGCCUGAGGCCAACCACAACUCCCUAGAGCGGCUCAUCUUCCACCUUGUCAAGGUGGCUCUGCUCGAGGAUGUGAACCGCAUGUCACCUAGUGCCCUGGCCAUCGUCUUCGCGCCCUGCCUGCUGCGCUGCCCCGACACCUCUGACCCGCUGACCAGCAUGAAGGAUGUGCUGAAGAUCACCACGUGCGUGGAGAUGCUGAUCAAGGAGCAGUUGCGAAAGUACAGGGUGAAGAUGGAUGAGAUUAGCCAGCUGGAGGCUGCUGAGAGUCUCGCCUUCCGCAGGCUCUCGCUGCUGCGGCAGAACACUAACAAGAGCCCCAAAGCUUGCCCAGAGGAGCUGGGUGUGUUGCCUGAGGAGGAGGCAGCCGUGGCAGCUGGGGAUGAUGAGGACCGCGAGAAGGAGAUCCUCAUGGAGCGCAUCCAGUCCAUCAAGGAGGAGAAGGAGGACAUCACCUACCGGCUGCCUGAGCUUGACCCGCGCGGCUCAGAUGAGGAGAACCUGGACUCUGAGACAUCAGCUAGCACAGAGAGUCUGCUGGAGGAGCGGGCCGGACGGGGGGCCGCGGAAGACCAGGCGAACAGCUGAGGGCUGCAGCUGGCCAAGCCCAGGCGUCUAAGGACAGCCCAGUACGGAGAGAGUGGAUCCACUGAGCGUGCAGGACAUGCUGGAGCCAGGUCCGGAUGCCUCGCUGCAGCGCCAGCGUCGGUUUUCUAGAAGGAUCCAGAAGAGUGCCGCGCACGUGUGGUCCAAGAUGCGCACUGGCACAGUGCGGGGCCCAGCAGGGAGCAGCGAAUCAGGCCACCUCUGCCUCCCUCCCCUAUGGCUGUCCCGCCCAGUCCCCGCGGGAGGCCCCACGUGGCCACCUCCGCUUUGUACGUUUUGAUGGUAACUUCGUUUGUACAUGGUUUACAUAACUUGAAACUGUAACAGCCUUAACGGGAGACCAAAUCGUUUUUUGUUUUGUUUUUAUAAAUAUAUGUAUAUGUAAAAACUUGUAUGUUAACCCUGUGCAUCCUCCUUGAACCUGGACGCGAGUCGCCAGUGGAGUAGACGGGUGCCGACACGAAGCCACGCUCCGGAAUCGCAGGCCAGCGCUGUGGCCGGAUUGGGGUCAUUGGGUCAUCGGGCCUUUGGAGGAUGUGGACACUUGGAGCAUCUGGCAGUGCUGAGGACCUUGCAGAUGUGCCCGGCUCCACAGGCACCUCACGUCGUCGUGGAGUGUUGGAGCCGUCUGUGGGUUCAGGGGUCUCCGCACGAUCCAGGACGCCAGGCAGGAGUGGCCUCUGCCUGUGGCACCACCAGACCUCACCUCCCCCGGAGUCAGGUCCCGGCGGGACAAGCGUGGCCAGGCUCUCUGUGUCUGCUGUGCUCUGGACACAGCUCCCUCUUGCUCCUGGCCCCUGUAGCACAACAGGAGUGGCCUGCCUCGGGGCUUCUCCAGGUGAGGCCUGUGGUUUCACAUCCCUGGCAGUCAAUAGUGGCAACUUGGGGGAUUCGGGGAGUGGGGUUCUUUCUCCCAGGCUCAGCCCCCUCCCCCAGUUACCUUGACACGUGAAAUAAAGAAAAAGU